AUGGCCACAAAGCCACUAGCAGAAAGCUCCAAAGCAAAUGACGAGGAGACCCAAUUGCUCGCAGACGAGGACUACGAUGUGUACGAGCUCGAUGACAGAUCGCGUCCCAUUCCGAGAGGGGUGUGCCCACAUUGCCAUCGGCAACUGGGUCAGCAACGGCAGCAGAAUCAGGGGGAAAACGACGUCGACGUGUUAUGGUGCUGCUGGGAGCGCAGCAACGCGCCAAAUUGGGUGUGUCGUUGGGAUGACGAAUGGCGGCACGUAACCUUGAGAGAUUUGGGUUUCAAAGAAUGGGACGGCACAAGCGUAGCGUGUGCCUGGCAGGCAGCUCCACGGCAGCUAUUCUUGCAUCUAGUGCCCCGGCCAGGUUGGCGAGCGCUGCUGACGGCCAUUUUCCUUGUCCUUUGGGCUUCCACGUUCAAGUAUCUCGUAGAUCAAGAGAUCCAGAGCAAGCCCAGAGUCGUCCCCAGUACAUCUGUCGACGCUGGUCUGCCUGUGCGUUACCUCGAUUGUACUGAUUCACUUUGGGGUUCCUUUGGCGAAGGAUGUGGGCUGAACGGCGCCAACUGCCGUCCCUUCUCCAACGUGUCUUUCGUCUUCCGGUGCAACGGUUGGUGCACUGAUAACAAGACUCACUUUGAUCCCUACCACGUCGGCCGUCUCGUCGUUGACCGCAGCCCGCUCGUCAUCGGCGGAGGUGCUGGGAGCCCAUACCGGGGUGACUCGUUCAUCUGCCCUGCGGCCGUGCAUGCUGGGCUCAAGGAUGGAUGCGGCAAGGUGACUCUGACGGGAGAGUAUUAUCAGUUCUUCAACUCUUCUCAGAACAAUGUCGACUCGAUAUCAUUUCCGUCAUACUUCCCAUUGUCGUUCACGGUCUCGAAGACUGACAUUUGUCCCCCCCUUCCCGGCUCGCUAGUUAUGAAGAUAGCCUUCCCGCUUACUAUCGUCUUCACCGUUAUUAUCUCUCUUCUGACUACCUCCCCAGCGCUCAUGUUCUUCUCAGCCUUCAUAGGCGUUUACACGACCUGCUCUUUCAUCCGCUCUGCUACAGCAGGUGUUACUGAUAUGUCGUUGAGGGUAUCGAAGUUCUCUUCAUCCCUACCCUCAGUUCUCUGCAUUGCAGGCGUCCUCUACUUGACGAUCGUUCGAUACCCUCUUCGAGCGUUUCCUGCGUCUGCCGCCCUAGUCAAGAUUGGCAGCUGGCUCUUGCCUUUCUGGCUUGGCUCGACUACCCCCCUUCUUGGGUACCACGGCACCGAAGCAUUCAAGGGCUGGCUGCUUCUCAUCAUAAUUUGGGCGAUUACAGGGUGCACUGCUUUGCUGGACGGCUAUUUUUGGCACCGACUCGCAUUGUUUGCCGCCCUCAUUGUUUCUCCCUUGCUCGCACUUGCCAUCGAUCCCAACUGGAAGAGCAAUUAUCUCUCAUGGCAAUUCUUUGCUUUUGUAAUGCUUCUCCCACUUCUCGCCCCAAAGCAUCGCUGGUGGUUCAUAAUAGCAUUUUGCCUCGGUAUAUUCACUUCGGGAAUGGCGCUUGACGGAGGAUUAGGGCCUGUUUUGAAGCCGAACCCCUUUCAACUGUCGACCCCAGAACCCUUCCCCGGUGCUCAUCAUCUACUCCCCACGGUCCUCCCUCCCAUGGUGAAGCAGGUAGCUCCCGGAUACUCCAAGAGCUGGGGCAUUUGGUUCAAGUUCCAGUGGCCUCAGAACGCCACGCUGACAGAGGCUGAAGCAAUCCGUUCGGGGGCGGUGACAGGGUUGAGCAUUAUGGUCAAUGACGUCGAGCGGUUUCGAGGCUGGUUCGCGGAGAAACCGCUAGAAGAUAUGAUGUUUUCGUGGACUAGGGAACGCGGCCUUAAUACGGCCGACGAGUUCUUUCGGUUCGGGUUCCUGGGACAAGGAGGAAGGCCGUUAAGAUAUACCGAGGCUGGGAUGUGGUUCCGAAACGGAAGCUGGAGUCAUGGAGAGGGGUAUUACUAG
Messenger RNA from Thermochaetoides thermophila DSM 1495, 1977 nucleotides. RefSeq lists its product as uncharacterized. The coding region runs from base 1 to 1977 and encodes 658 amino acids. The transcript has a single exon. Lineage: Eukaryota; Fungi; Ascomycota; Sordariomycetes; Sordariales; Chaetomiaceae. The record is from RefSeq and is a predicted model, not a curated record.